This is a messenger RNA of Anarrhichthys ocellatus (wolf-eel), 4244 nucleotides long. RefSeq names its product transmembrane protein 115 (gene tmem115). Gene Ontology annotation, biological process: retrograde vesicle-mediated transport, Golgi to endoplasmic reticulum. NCBI's taxonomy places the organism in Eukaryota, Metazoa, Chordata, Actinopteri, Perciformes, Anarhichadidae. The transcript is spliced from 4 exons. Gene Ontology annotation, cellular component: membrane; Golgi apparatus. The record is from RefSeq and is a predicted model, not a curated record. The coding region runs from base 861 to 1964 and encodes 367 amino acids.
UUGUUGAUGACGAUGGCAGACAGCGCAGGUCAGUAGCUCAGUGGUGUUCCUUGGAGGAGGAGUGCCUGCUAAGAUUAAAAAAAAGAACAACAUUUUCUCCGGCGACCUGCUCUCAAAGCAGGGAAGAACUACCCAGUAAACGGAUGAAGCACCGGUAGUGUGACGAACCUGUGAGCUAUACGGAAUUGGCGCCGGUUCAGAAACGUCUCUAACAUUGUUUUUAAGGCCUGUUGCUAGCUACUGGGGAUCCGCGGGCUAACCCGAGAGACACCGGGCCGAGAGAGCGCAGGGGACCGGGACACGAGCUCCAUGGGCUGGGUUUAAUCCACCAGGUUUUAUCAAAACGAAGACGUAACCUCUCCUGCUCCACGGGGGCGGUUACAAACCAGCGUAACUCGAGGCGCUCCCAGUUUGACACCUAGCUAACAUUAGCUACCUUGUGUUUACAAGCUAACUCCACACCCUCACAAGAAGUUGGUACUUAGAAGCAUAUUGUUCAGUUACCUGCUCGCUGGUGGUGACUUGAAACCUUGUUCUACUUGUAUCUACGCGGACUGAAGGUCGGCAGCCAGGGAGCGAGAUCAAAAGUUCUCCCAGCUAAAGGUUAUCACGGCUUCAAGCUUCAACGUGUGUCACCUUAUCUGAAUAGAAGGAACAGACCUCGCCGUGUUGAUUACCGAAGCUACCUUUAACCCGUUUGAACGACGGUGUCCCGGAUGAAGGCUCACAGAAAAGUGUGGAAUCUACUGCUGUCAGGACUUACAGGUGUCACCUGUUCUUCUUGGCAUUGUUAGUCUCGCACAUCCAAACAUCUGCUCUUUCUGCUUUCUCGAGCCGAUCUGCUCAGGAAACAGACCACAAUGAAUCGUUACCUGCCGGUUGCGCGGCAGCACUUUCUGGCCGCCCUCGCCAGCACCAGUGUGGUGGUGAAAAGUAUAAGUGCCGUGGUGGUCCUCCUCUAUCUGCUGUCAUGGGUCGUCGACACUCCGUACGCGCUGGGGGUGACCCCGGGCUACCUCUUUCCACCCAACUUCUGGGUGUGGACGCUGGUGACCCACGGUGUGGUGGAGCAACACGUGUGGGGUGUGGCGGCGAACUUGGGGACGGUCAUGGCCUGUGGCCGUCUGCUGGAGCCUCUGUGGGGCGCUCUGGAGCUCCUGAUCUUUUUCGCGGUGGUGAACAUCUCUGCGGGCCUACUGGCGGGCCUCUCCUACAUGCUCACCUACGUCUCCACCUUUGACCUGGACUACCUGUUUGCGGUGCGCGUCUACGGAGCGGCCGGGUUCGUGGGAGGUGUCCUGGUGGCGCUGAAGCAGACCAUGGGGGACACCACGGUGCUCAGGGUGCCACAGGUGAGACUGAAAGCAGCACCGGCUCUGGUCCUCCUCCUCCUGGCCUUGCUGCGCCUGUCCGGGCUGCUCGACAGCUGCGCUGACCUGGCUGCGUACAGCUAUGGCGCCCUGUCCGGCUGGGUCUACCUGCGCUUCUACCAGAGGCACAGCCGGGGCCGCGGGGACAUGUCGGACCAUUUUGCUUUCGCCAGUUUCUUCCCCGAGGCGCUGCAGCCGGCCGUGGGGCUGCUGGCGGGGCUGGUCCACGCCGCCCUCGUGAAGGUGAAGGUGUGCAGGAAGAUGGUGAAGAGGUACGACGUCGGGGCUCCCUCCUCCAUCACCAUCAGCCUGCCAGGGACCGACCCACAAGAUGCAGAGAGGAGGAGACAACUGGCCCUCAAGGCUCUGAACGAGCGUCUAAAGCGACUGGUGUAUUCAGCGUCCCUGACUAGUGUACAAAUAUGCUCAGUGAGUAGGCAUACGCUCGACAUCGCACACGACAACACAAACGACAUGUUUGACCAGUUCACACACACAACUGUGCCCUCACAAGCACUCUGUCAAUGUCAUCACAGAGGCCAAAGGGGCGGUAAGUGUACAGCGCUCUCAGUUGGUUAUAAACGCUCGGUGUAGUUGGGCGAACUGGACACUCGUUUCUUCUCCUUCUUACUGCAUACGACCGACCGACCGACCCACAAAUCAACCAGAAAUUCUGUCUUGCCCGGACAUGCCUCGGUCCACUGCUUCAUGUGUCUCUUGCUUUCUAAAUAAAUAACAAAAUGGGUGUACAAUAGUCUUUUUUGGAGCAGCCAUAGUUGUUCUGCCACGAGAAGGCCGUCGGUGACGGAGACUCGUGCUGAGUUCUUGAUGAAAAAGGCAGACUCUGUGCGCACCGGUUUAAUCGGCGCUGAAAACACGUCUGAAAGUGACAUUUGCUUUUAGUUCUUGAUAUUUAACCAAGUGUGUACGGGAGGAAGUAUGAACACUGCAGAAGGAAAGAAGCUGCUGCGGGUCUGUCCUGCUGAUAAACUGUGAUACAAAAUUUCAAGAUUUGAAGAGGUUGCCCGGUGAAGAGAAUGUUACCGGACUAUUUUCAUUUGCUGCCUGGUGUCUCUGGAUAGAAACGAACCGUGUCCCCACUUUUUGAAAAUCCCCCAUUUGUCUUUCAAUGGAGAACAAUUCUGUAUUUCUUUUUUUGUCUUCUUCUGGGUCUGUUCAUGACUUAACAAAAUCCAAAAAAACACACCUUUUUGUUUCUGUGCACAUUAACAGCGUUCCUGCACACAGAUUUGUGGAUGAUGCUUCUUGUUCUACGAGUUAUAAUGACUGUUAUAUUUUUUAAGGUUAAUAUUAAGCCUACUCCAGGAGCGUCAUCCUGUACCAUUUUACACUUUGGCUCUGAAAUGAUACACAAAUCAGGAAGAGCUGUUUAAUUAUCUGGGUGCAUGUGACGCAGAGAAGUCACCGUCAUGGCUGUUAGUCAUUCGGCACCAUUACAGAUACAGAGAAAGGUAGAGAAUAGGCGCUAUGUUUCCAGUUGCAGAGUCAUCUUUGUAUCCGUGCUCUGUCAAAGUCUGCUCUGAUUUGUUGCAUCUCAGACUUGUGAGGAUGAAUAACUGUGGACAGUGGACGCCUGCAUUGAUCAGUAAUCGGCCUGUAAAAUGUUUCCCAGUCACAUCCUUUGCACUUCGUAACAUCUUUCAUUUCUUCACUCCCGAUGCCAAGUAGCACCAGCGGUGAAUCAUUCUCUCUGAAGGUUGAUCGGCAGCUAAAUUGUUUCAAAAAGCUCCAUAAAUUCUACCAGUGAUUCGUUUAUUUUGCAUCCAGUCGGAUGUCGCAGUCUAUUAUGGUAAUAAAUCAAAUCAUUAAAUUCCCACCUGUCCUCGUUGACUCAAGUCAGCCAAUGCGUGAUGUCAGACGUCGCAGUAACAGCGGCGACAAAUUGAUAAAUGAUUUUUUUUUUUUUUUAAACUUGUGAUCUUCAGGUUGAAAAUGUUUCCAAAUUACAGGAGAAUUUCCAAAUAGUUGACUUCUGCUGCACAUACUUAACGAGGAGCGUACAGCUGAUGACGAGAUGCUCACUGGUCUUCCCGGGACAACAGGCCCAGUGGAUUAUGCAGCAGGCUGUUUGUGCUCUGACAGCUGCUGUGUCUUUGUAGGUCGGCAAUGCUUUUAUUUCACAAACCAUCUUGGGAAAAAAAAAAAAAGAAGCUGAUUGAUGGCCGUUGUUUUGGGGUUUCUUAGUCAUUUCCUCAGCAGGUUCCUUCAGAUACAUUGAAAAAAAAGAGGUUAAAAUCUAGAAACUACACAAAAUGUUUGAAUUAUUGUUGGAUGUUUAAUUAAAAUAUGAAGUCAUUCUGUUUUUUUCAUAUUUAAUAUUCUGAUAUUUGUUGUGUGAAGAAAAACCUUGUAGUUAUUUGUCCCUGACUGAAUUGACCUUAAAUUGAAAUCUAAUCAAAUGUAACAAAGGACAGAUAAUUCUGCCAUCUGUCGCCCACCAUCAUUAACCAGCAGGAGAAACCUCUCAGAAGUAGAGCUCUGUGGUUAUUCAAUGUGUGCGCAAAGACCCAAGUAUGUUUACAGUUUAUCAACAACCGUAUUUAAUAUCCCAGAAACGCUAUGUAAGUAUUGCAUACACACAUAUGUUACAUGUGUGGGAAAUGGCGGAGUACGUCAAAUGGAGAGAGACACUUAUGAAAGUCCUGAUUCCUGAUCAGCUCGUGGUUUCUUUCUCUCUGAAACCUUUCAGCCCACAGGCUGCGUCCUAAUGCUGGACUGCAGCUCUGGCUGACACAUUUGAUAAUGUAGUUUUAGAGGAAGAACUCCACUAGAUUGGGCUUUUUUUUGAUAUGCUGCCGUGUGACUCGACGUGUUGAGCUGUGAAAGGAGCGAUGAUGUCACCAGGUCGGUAAC